AUGAUACGACUCAUCAUGAUUUCUGUCCUCAUCGCCAUGGUUUCAACGGCCUUUGCGAUUGAAGAGACUUACGAUGACAAUUCGGCUGUUGUAACAGAAAAGGUUGAGACUCAUAAAUGCAAGGCGAAUGAGGUAUGGAUGGAAUGUGGAACAUGUGAGAAUAAAUGCGGUGAACCGCGAGUGCCAUGUCCUCGAAUGUGCAAACCACCUCAAUGCCUAUGUCCUACACAUAAAGGAUUUCGAAGAAAUAAUAAUGGUGAUUGUGUUCAGUGUGAUUGA
Messenger RNA from Necator americanus (New World hookworm), 279 nucleotides. RefSeq lists its product as uncharacterized. Lineage: Eukaryota; Metazoa; Nematoda; Chromadorea; Rhabditida; Ancylostomatidae. Bases 1 to 279 code for a protein of 92 amino acids. The transcript has 4 exons. The record is from RefSeq and is a predicted model, not a curated record.